Phytophthora nicotianae INRA-310 is the source of this 423-nucleotide messenger RNA. RefSeq lists its product as hypothetical. The record is from RefSeq and is a predicted model, not a curated record. The transcript has a single exon. Lineage: Eukaryota; Oomycota; Peronosporomycetes; Peronosporales; Peronosporaceae. The annotation marks the transcript as partial.
AUGAAAACACUUUUGGGACUCCGGGCUGGAGGGGUUAAGGAGGGAUACAAAAAAGCUCAAGGAGGGUCAAUCUGGAGCAAGAUCUGGCAUGGAAUCAAAUCCGGUUUUAGAUUUGCCAAGGAUAGUGGUUUACUUAGCAAGGCAGCCGAUGCCGCCGUUCCAGCGCUUGCAACUGCGCUUGGUCAACCAGAACUCGCAGUACCCGCCAGAGCAGGUCUUAAAGCCUUAACAGGAGUAGGACUGGACGGAUAUGACAGUGAGGAGGAGGGUGGUCGUAUCAGUAUGGCUGACGUAAAAAGACACGCUGGUAAUGCUCUUCGUUAUGCUAAGGAACGAGGCAUCCUUACGGAUAUUGCCGACGCUGGUGAGCGAUAUCUAGUCAGCAAGUCUAAUAAGAAAGACCAUCAUGACAUGAUCCAUCAG